Sporothrix brasiliensis 5110 is the source of this 1305-nucleotide messenger RNA. RefSeq lists its product as uncharacterized. The record is from RefSeq and is a predicted model, not a curated record. The coding region runs from base 1 to 1305 and encodes 434 amino acids. Lineage: Eukaryota; Fungi; Ascomycota; Sordariomycetes; Ophiostomatales; Ophiostomataceae. The transcript is spliced from 2 exons.
AUGGCAAGCUCUAGCGACAGAAUGCAAAGUUGGUGGCGGAACAUGAAAGGCAGCAGACGGGAACGGCCUGAACGGGCAAAUGCCUCACCUGCAGCCUCCUCCGCCAAGGGCAACAACUACAUCCAGCAUAAGCAUUCCAAAGACGGCUUGGCCUCUCGUGUCGAGCACCAAGAGUCCCCCGCGAAGCAGUCGCUUUGGGACCGCGCAUACGACGCCCUCAGAAAGACGAAGACACAGUUGGUGGAGGACUACGAGAAACUGCUCGCAGAGGAGGAGCAGACGGCUAAUUUUACUUUAAAUAACGGGGCUCCCGCACAACCUAAGCCUCUACAUGAUGUGACUUUCGGCCCCGACAGUCAGUCUCGCCAAGCACAACUAAACACGGUGAUCGAGCAGGGUUUACGACGAGUUGAGGAGAGGAAAGCCAAAUACACGAUAGCUGGCCAUGAGUUUGUCCUGAGGGAUCAGGUUGCGCAGGCCGCGAAGUGGCUGCUGUGGGCGAAAGACUGGGUCGGCAAUGCCGUCCAGGCUUCACCGCAAGCUUCCAUCGCGUGGGCCGGCGUUUGCCUUAUCCUCCCGCUUCUCACAAACCCCACGACUGCGGCUGAAGCUAGACGCGACGGAUUUACUGAUGUCACCGCCCGUAUGCGGUACUACGUCGCGUUGGAGCCUCUGUUACGGCGGCUUGGCCAGAAUUCUUUGGUCGCCGAGACGGUGAUGUCGGAAACCAACGGCCAUCUCAUCGACCUUUAUCAACUUAUUCUCGAGUUCCAGCUCUGCAGCGUCUUGCGGUUUUAUCAAAGCCACGCCAAGUCCUAUGUUCAUGACAUGUUUUCAUCGAAAGACUGGAAGCAGAUGACACUCGACAUCAAGGCGCGAGAGGAGGCCGUCAACAAUGAUCUGAGCCAGAUCAACGAGUUGGAAACGAGGCAAGAGCUUGAACUUUUGAACAAGACGAGUGCAGAUGCACUCAAAGCCAUGGAGGGUUUCCUAUCGGUCUCGAUGCAGCAGUUGGCCGUUUUACAAGAACAACUAGCAAUACAACAAGACACCGCGCGUCAACAACUGUCCAACGAGCAGAUGACGUGUUUGCAGCUGUUUUGUCUCACCAAAAACGAUAACGGCGCCACGUACGACUGGUACAAGGACCGCGUUGAAAACCGUGUAAAAGGCACGUGUCAGUGGUUCCUCCAACACGCCCACUUCCAGAGGUGGCUGACGCAGGAGUCAGGUCCACUCCUGGUCUCAACGGACCCUGGGUGUCAGCAGAUACCUCAGACACUGGUUCCUGCCUUAGGCUACUAG